AUGGCCCGUGCGCCGUACAUCCCGCUCGUGUACCGCCUCUUCUUCCUCUACGUCGAGCCCGUCUCUGCGCUCCUUGGCGCCUACUUCGCCGCGGUUCAGCCAGCCGACUACCUCGCCUAUCUCGCGCCCGCUCCCACGUCCCUCGCCACCGCCUCAACCUCUCCGCCUACGCCCACCCUCGUCUCCCUCCUCCAGCUCGCCAAUCUCUACCUCCUCUUUGCCCUCAACGAGCACCUCGUCCUCUCCAGCACCUCCGACCGCCGCGUCUGGCGCCGCCUCCUCCUCGGGCUGCUCAUCGCCGACUUUGGCCACCUCGCGACGAUGGUCCCGCUCGCGCACGAGAAGGGCUUCCUCGCCGUGUUCGUGGACUUUCCGCGGUGGUCCGCGAUGGAGUGGGGCAGUGUCGGGUUCGUCUACGCCGGCGCAUCCAUGCGCAUGUCUUUCCUCGCUGGUGUCGGGCUGCCCUCCGGAGAUACUGGCCAAGGGCGAGACGCUGCUUCCAAGGCAGAGUGA
This is a messenger RNA of Fomitopsis serialis, 513 nucleotides long. RefSeq lists its product as uncharacterized. The transcript has a single exon. Bases 1 to 513 code for a protein of 170 amino acids. The record is from RefSeq and is a predicted model, not a curated record. Lineage: Eukaryota; Fungi; Basidiomycota; Agaricomycetes; Polyporales; Fomitopsidaceae.